Messenger RNA from Marmota monax (woodchuck), 491 nucleotides. RefSeq names its product V-set pre-B cell surrogate light chain 1 (gene Vpreb1). The record is from RefSeq and is a predicted model, not a curated record. The coding region runs from base 1 to 453 and encodes 150 amino acids. NCBI's taxonomy places the organism in Eukaryota, Metazoa, Chordata, Mammalia, Rodentia, Sciuridae. The transcript is spliced from 2 exons. Gene Ontology annotation, biological process: immunoglobulin production; immune response.
AUGUCCUGGGUUCCCGUCCUGCUCAUGCUGUUAGUCUACUGCACAGGUUGUGUUCCUCAGCCUGUGCUGCAUCAGCCACCAUCCAUGUCUUCACCUCUUGGAACCACAGUCCGCCUUACCUGCACCCUGAGCAGCAACUAUAACAUUGGUGUUUAUAGCAUCUACUGGUACCAACAGAGGCUGGGCAACUCUCCAAGGUUCUUGCUAAGAUACUUCUCAUACUCAGAUCAGCACUGGGGUCCCAAUGUCCCCCAUCGCUUCUCUGGAUCCAAAGAUGUGGCCAGGAACCGGGGGUAUUUAAUCAUCUCCAAACUGAAGUCUGAGGAUGAGGCAAUGUAUUUCUGUGCUGUGGGUCCCCAAAGCAUGGAGAGGGAAAAGAUGGAGAGGGAGAGCAGGGAAGAAAAGGAUCCUGCUGCUUCAGGAUCCCAGAUGCCCCAGGACAUGUAUACCUGAAUUGAAGACAAGGUUUCACUCAGAGAGGCUGGUGUGGG